CUUUGACACACAGGCGCUGCUCGCAGGAGGAGGAGCUGGUGGAGGCAUCCGUUUCAGAGGUUGAGUUUACAGCGGAACAGCUCUGGUGCAGAAGACAAAGCUGAGCUGGUCUCCUUUUUGGAGCCAUUAAAGAGCCAAUGUAGUCAAGUGACAGAGUUGCCCAACCAGUUUAGUGAAAACUAUGCAGUUUUACUGUACAAUGUGCUGGUUUUAGUCAGUGUGGAGGCCUCUUUCUGGACCCUACCUGCAGUGUUUGCACAAAUAACAUUCUAGUAUGUGGUAAUCAAAAAAAGUCCACUAAAAUACAUGUUUGGCUUUUUCUUCUGUCUGCUAUUUCUGGUCCUGUAAGUGAAAGAAGAUGGGGUCUGGCUGCCUAAAAGUCACCAAGUACUUCCUCUUCCUCUUCAAUCUCCUGUUUCUUAUCCUGGGUGCUGUGAUCCUGGGUUUUGGAAUAUGGAUUCUGGCCGACAAAACCAGUUUCAUUGCAGUUAUACAGAUGUCAUCUCCCUCCCUGAAGACUGGUGCAUACAUCCUCAUCGGUGUUGGGGCUCUCACCAUGCUGAUGGGGUUCCUGGGCUGUCUUGGAGCAGUCAAUGAAAUCCGAUGUCUCUUGGGUCUGUACUUCACCUGCCUGAUGGUAAUCCUCAUAACUCAGGUUGGUGCUGGACUGGUCAUCUACUUCCAGAAAGAAAUGCUGAAAGAAGAGUUGUCCCACAUAGCUGAAAAUCUGAUUAAAAAUUAUGACCCUUUGGAUGAUGAUAGGAGGAACUCACAAGAUGCAUGGGACUAUGUGCAAACACAGAUUGCCUGCUGUGGCUGGACUGGAGCAAAGGACUGGGAAAGAAAUGAGAUUCUUAUCAACCAAAGCAUGACUGCAUAUCCCUGCUCCUGCUCCAAUAGCUCCAGGGAAUUUGAGGUACAUAACGGUUUCUGUAAUCUGGAUGACCCUCUCAAUGGCACUGCAACGUACGCUGACUGGCCUGUUCACAAGCAGGGAUGCAUGGAUGGUGCAGAGAAGUGGUUGAAGGACAACCUUGGUAUCAUUCUUGGGGUUUGCACUGGUGUUGCUGUUAUAGAGCUGCUGGGGAUGAUACUGUCCAUUUCACUCUGCAAGAACAUACACAGUGAAGACUACACCAAAGUGCCCAAGUCUUGAGUUGGCUGACUCCAGAGCUACGGCAACAGAGAAAGGAGCAAACAGAACAUUCCUGCCUCUUACCCAGACUGUCCAACCAUUGACCAUUAUUCCUGUGACAUCCCAUUUCUGAUACCACUCUGCUAAGAACUGUUAGAGCUGCAAUACAGCCUGAUCAUCUGGCAAUAGGGCCCUUGGGCCACCUGCA
This is a messenger RNA of Grus americana (Whooping crane), 1343 nucleotides long. RefSeq names its product CD82 molecule (gene CD82). The record is from RefSeq and is a predicted model, not a curated record. Gene Ontology annotation, cellular component: membrane. NCBI's taxonomy places the organism in Eukaryota, Metazoa, Chordata, Aves, Gruiformes, Gruidae. The transcript is spliced from 9 exons. The coding region runs from base 359 to 1156 and encodes 265 amino acids.